Amphimedon queenslandica is the source of this 894-nucleotide messenger RNA. RefSeq names its product TNF receptor-associated factor 5-like. NCBI's taxonomy places the organism in Eukaryota, Metazoa, Porifera, Demospongiae, Haplosclerida, Niphatidae. The coding region runs from base 1 to 894 and encodes 297 amino acids. Gene Ontology annotation, cellular component: plasma membrane signaling receptor complex. The transcript has a single exon. The record is from RefSeq and is a predicted model, not a curated record. Gene Ontology annotation, biological process: regulation of canonical NF-kappaB signal transduction. Gene Ontology annotation, molecular function: zinc ion binding.
AUGUCGCGACGCGUUCCUCCGCCUCCUCCAACGCUACAGCAACAAAGACACUCAUCAUCAGCUAAUGCUCACUACAGCCUUCCACCUCCUCCAUUUCCUGAUACUACACCAGCUCAGUCUGUAAGCUUUGCAAAGAAUGAGCUCUCCUUUAUUAAAAAUCCACCAGAGGAAAUUUCCAUUGAGUGUCCAAUAUGUCUGAGUGUCAUGCUAACUAGCUCUUCUCUGACAAGUUGCUGUGGCCAUCAUUUCUGCAACUCUUGUAUAAGCAGGGUGAAGGGAGCCUGCCCUCAUUGCAGAGAAAAGUCCUACCAAACAAUGCCAGAUAAAGACAGGAUCCGUAUAAUACAAGGCCUGAAAGUGGCCUGCAGCAAUAAUGAAGCAGGCUGCAGUUGGGAAGGAGAUCUGAAAGAUUUAUGCUCCCAUAUUGACAGAGGCACAAGAGAGGGAGAGUGUCAAUUUGAAACUGUUCAAUGCCAUUAUCCACAAUGUGGUGUUAAGAAGAUCAGAAGAGAACUUGAUGAUCAUGAAAGUAAUGAAUGUCCAUAUAGACCUCACAAGUGUCAGUAUUGUGGUGUUUCAUAUCCCCAAGCAGUUUCUUCUGAACAUUACGAGUCAUGUAUCAAGUAUCCUAUAGCUUGUCCUAAUGGUUGUGAGCUGAUCCUACCUCGUGAAGAUUUGUCCUCACAUUUAUUGACCUGCUCUCUUCAACCUGUUGACUGUGAGCUGCAGUGGGCAGGUUGUACUGUUAGACCAUUGCGUAAAGAUGUUAGACAGCAUCUUGUUGAUAAUCUGCAUGAGCAUUUUUCCCUCCUGGCUGUUGCUUGUGGUGUAUUGAAGGAAGAGAAUAAAGAAUUAAGAAAUGAAAUAAACAAACUAAAUAUCUCUGAAAUAUAA